AUGGGGACAGAAAAAAGGUGCAGUAAGUCAACGGUAAAACAAGUGGAACAGACAGAAAGCUGCUGCAGCAACGUCCCACCGCUCUGCAUCACCAAAAAGAAGCAGCGCCACGAUCCCAGACCAAAGACACAUUCCACCAUUCAUCUAGAAGGAGGAGGAGGAGGAGAAAGAGAAGAAGAAGAAGCUCCAUCGAUCUGCUCUCUGUCAUCUCCUCCCUGUCGAUGUGAAACCUCUGGACCUGCAGCAGAGACACCAUGAGGGACUAGGACCAGGUGAGGACCAGAGCGCCCGGCCUUCAGCUUUCCUCCGUCACCGCUUUGUCUCCACCGCCUCGCGGCCUCCGGUCCCAGCAGCACCAUGGAGGAGAACCAGCAGCCAAUCAGCACGCAGCACAAAGGGGAGGCCGUGACAUCACAGCCGGCAGAGCGACAAGCCCCGCCCCCAACGACGGACGUGGAUCACCUGACAGUGAUCAGCGACAACACAGAGAACAGUAACGGCGUCGGCCCCGUGGCGGCGGCCUCCUCUCCCACCGUCUCCUCCGUGACGCCCAAGCUUCACGCUAAGCCCGGCGGUCACGCCAACGGGCGACCCGGCCCGGCCAGCCGCUCCGGCUCGUUGGCGCCGGGCUCCCCGCGGCCCUCGCUCACCCGCCGGCCCAGCGCCAUGCCGGAGGCGCCGGUGGACGGGUCCAAGCCGCGGGACUAUCUGAUCCUCGCCAUCCUGUCCUGCUUCUGCCCGCUGUGGCCCAUCAACAUCGUGGCCCUCACCUUCUCCGUGAUGUCCAGAAACAGCCUGCAGCAGGGCAACGUGGACGGCGCUCGCCGUUUGGGCCGCAACGCCAUGAUUCUGUCCGUGGUGGCCAUCUUGGGAGGGCUGGUCAUCAUCAUCGCGGGCAUCGCCCUCAACUGGGGACUGAUUUUGAAAUCCUGAUUGAAGAUGGCGACACCAACCUUCCAACUGACACGACCCCCCUGAAGCGCCUGCGCCGGAUGAAAAGAAAAAAAAUCCUCCCGUUCUUUGCUGUUGUUUCUUGCUGCACGACGAGCACGGCCUGCCUGCCGCUCGACCUCCGACCCCACGCCUGCGACUAGGAUACAUCACGCCAUGCUCACUUCCCUCUGCGCCAGCAGCUUAUCUCCUGCUUACCUUCUUCUGACCGCUGGGGGACCGGCUGGAAGCCUCCGUGGAAACAGGAUUAUUUUGUCUCUGGGCGAAAGGUCCUCCGAUGGUGAAAACCAGGUGUUUCCGCAGUUUGAUGCCAAAUGAUGAGAAUGUAGAGCUGAACUACGGGUGGGAGACAAACUGUAAAAUGUUCAUCAUCCAGAUGGUGCUGCUGAUGUUGAUCUCCAGAUGCUUCUGCUUUUGCUGCUUAUCGUCCCAGAUGUUCUCAUGUAAAAGUGUUUGUCCUGUUGGUCCAUGACACAUUUUUAGAUUUUGAAUCUGAAGAAUCUGAUGAAUCUUAUUUUCUAGUACAUAACAUAUUUAUUCUCAUAAACCACCAGCUAGCAUCAUUUAAAUCAAAUCUCCACCUCAAAGGACGAGCCGUUGUUCAUCUAAUCGAUCACAUGCUACGUCAUGUUUUACACUUAUAAACUAAAAUGAACUGUAUCACUGUGAACUAACAGGACCUCAAACAACACAUCAGUACUUAUAUUUCAACUGUUUUUAGUACAUUUAGUACUGUACUUCAGAGGAGAUACCACGUUUUAGGAAAAGUUACUUUUGAAUAAACAAAUGAGGAAAAAUCACAAACGCAAAUAGAAACAAUAAAUAUUUAAUUUUCACAAGUCUGACUAAAAUCCCAUAAUUGACUUGUGUUUCAACUUAAGUACCAUUUAAAAGUACUGGUACUUUGCUGGAAUAUUUCAACGUUCUGCUACUUCACAACAUCAGAUUAUUAAAACUAAAUAUAGUCUACUAAUAAAUGAUUAUGGUUUCUUACUGAUUCAUGAAAUCAUCAAAAUGAGCUUCACCCUCAAAGUGAUGAAUAUCAAGAAUUAUAAUACUAUAAAAUAUAUUAUUCUGCAUCAUUGCUGUUUUAAAGUAGUUUUUAUGCUGAUACUCCUGUAGUUUUAUUUUUUAUGAAUGCAGGACUUUCAACAGAGUAUUUCUACACUGAAGUACCACUACCUUUACUAAAGUACGAGUUCUGAAUACUUCUUACACCUCUGGCUGGGAGAAACUUCUUGGUGCAAUGCAUUGUGGGACAUCAGCAUGCUCAAAGCUUGUAUUUCAGUAUUUGAUUUUCAUUGAGCAGUUUGGCAUGUGACAGUGUGAGUACUAUUAGUACCAGUAGUAAAAUUAGGACCAGUAGUACCAUUAGGACCAGUAGGACCAAUAGAACCAUUAGUACCAGUAGUACCAUAAGGACCAUUAGGACCAUAGGGACCAUAUGGACCAGUAGUACCAUUAGGACCAGUAGGACCAAUAGAACCAUUAGUACCAGUGGUACCAUAAGGACCAUUAGGACCAGUAAUACCAUUAGGACCAUAUGGACCAUAUGGACCAGUAGAACUAUUAGGACCAGUAGUACCAUUAGGACCAUAUGGACCAGUAGUACCAGUGGUACCGUGAGGACCAUAGGGAAAAUUAGGACCAGUAGUACCAUUAGGACCAUAUGGACCAUUAGGACCAGUAGUACCAUUAGGACCAAUAGUAUCAUGAGGUCCAUUAGUAUCAGUAGUACCAGUGAUACCAUUAGGACCUUUAUCACCAGUAGUACCAGUGGUACCAGGACCUUUGGCAACAUUUGGACCAGUUGGACCAUUAGGACAGAUAGUAUCAUGAGGUCCAUUAGGACCAGUAGUACCAGUAGUACCAUUAGGUCCACUAGGACCAGUAGUACCACUAGGACCAGUAGUACCACUCGUCCCGGUCCGCCCUACACUAACAUAACGCUGUCCUCGUUCCCGUUGAGUUGUUGAACAUCCGGAGACAUAAACGCGUGGUAAUAAACUACAAGAACUCAGAGCUCAGCUCGACCUUCGUUGACUCAGCAGUUUUGGUCUCGGCGUCAGUGCCAAACGCCAGAGAACGAGCCGGGCCGAGCCGAAUGAGGACGGGAUGUUUACAGAGAACUUUGAGGAAAUAAGCUUCUGGCGUGGAGCUAAUUCAUCUUCUUAUAAUCCUCUGCAUGUUUACAGUAUUUACUAGACAGUGCUUUCACAGAAGAUCCUCGAUUAGCCAGAGCGCUAACGGAGCGCUAACGGGGCAGCACUUCCUUCUCUUCGCCACAAGGACGCUACUCACCAACAAACGACUUGGGAGUUUUUAUUCAGAGGACGAGGUCACGUGAGGUCUACAGACUGUGUAUGUAGCAUGCCUGUUUACUAACCACAUUAUGCAAUACAAUGGUCCCAGCUCGAUGUCCCUACCAAUGCUAGCUUCUCUGAGUUACGCCGUGGUUGUGUACUUGUACACGGUUGCGUAUAGACAUGGUUGUGUACUUGUACACGGUUGCGUAUAGACAUGGUUGUGUACUUGUACACGGUUGCGUAUAGACAUGGUUGUGUACUUGUACACGGUUGUGUACCUGUAGCUGUGCUUGCGCUACCUCUCAGAACUGCUCCAGUGUGUUUUCCACGUUAAUGAUCUUAACUGACUGUUAAAUCUCCCGCUAUCGUUUGCGUGGUUUUUCUCUCACUUACUAACCUUGUAUUUUAUGAUAUUAAUGUACAAUAAUCUGUAAUACAACUGGCACAAGUUCUGUAAUCACAACAACUCCUGAGUUAAUAAAUAGAAAAAUGCUGCGAAAACUUCUUUACACUCCGCAGCGUGACGCACAAUACGAAUGUAGUCCCGGCUUUUAUUGUGAAGGAGUGGUUGGACUACCCAACCUGAUUGGUUUAUGACCUUUGGGGGAGGAGCUCCUACUGCUAAAAAAAGUUGCGUUAAAGAAGCAUUUAAAAAUGUGUGAGAAAAUAAAAUCUGGAGUCUGUAGUCUUAAACUCGGAGGGCUCACAAACUUAAAAGUUGUGAGGAAGUUUUUUGUAAAACAGAGAUGCUGCUUUUCAAAAUUUUAACAAAGGAAGUAAUUCAAUCUUAAAUCUGAAUAAAAAAAGACAACUUUCCACGAAAACCAAAUUACACCCGCAUGCAAUUUAUUGUAUUAAGUACAAGAUUUCUUAAACAUCUUUUAACAGUACGAGCAGACGCAGCAAAUAUGAAUGAAACAUGCUGAGAAUCUUCUGCCAAACCUCCUCUGGUUCACUGGACGUCUCAUAUAAUAAUAUUUUGUAACACUUCUCUGCCUUAUUUGUCCGUUUUCUGAUUUUUUUUUUUUUUUUUUUGCCACCACCCUCUUUGACGCAGAUUGCCUGGUCUUUGUAUUUUUGUAUUUGGAUUUCCAUCCUCUGGAUUUCUUUUUGUAUCUCCAAGGUAACCUGCUGUUUGUAACGCUCGCUAUCAACACGCUUCCUGCUGGUGAGGUGGGGGGGGCAGGAGAAGGCCUCACCGCGGCCUCUCCCCAUCUCCUCACACACCGGACUCCCUUCGUGCCUGUGCAUGCCUUAACGUGUGAAGCAUUCACAGGAAGUAAUCCCAGAGGGAGUAAUCCCAUAAUCCCAGAGGGAGUCAUCCCAUAAUCCCAGAGGGAGUAAUUUUAUAAUCCAAAAUGGAAUAAUCCCAUAAUCCUAGAGGGAGUAAUCCCAUAAUCCAAGAUGGAAUAAUCCUAGAGGGAGUAAUCCCACAGUAUAAAGUAUAAAGUAUAAUCCUUAGUCCAAAUCCAAUCCUACUUCCUCAAUGUCACUUCUACAACUGGAUUAAAUGGGUGUGUUGGUGCAAUGUAUGUGUAUUUAUAUCUAUAUAUAAAACAGCCUCUUAUAUAAAGGCUCAACAUUGUUUUCAUUCUCAGGAUUACAGGAAGCAUGAAAUAAAACAACAUGUCCUCAUA
Molecule: messenger RNA, 4894 nt
Organism: Pungitius pungitius (ninespine stickleback)
Lineage: Eukaryota; Metazoa; Chordata; Actinopteri; Perciformes; Gasterosteidae
Product: proline-rich transmembrane protein 2
Exons: 6
Coding region: 358-933 (191 amino acids)
Cellular component (GO): membrane
Source: RefSeq, a predicted model, not a curated record